Molecule: messenger RNA, 3652 nt
Organism: Thamnophis elegans (Western terrestrial garter snake)
Lineage: Eukaryota; Metazoa; Chordata; Lepidosauria; Squamata; Natricidae
Gene: GRK6
Product: G protein-coupled receptor kinase 6
Exons: 16
Coding region: 61-1788 (575 amino acids)
Biological process (GO): regulation of signal transduction; protein phosphorylation; signal transduction
Cellular component (GO): cytoplasm; plasma membrane
Molecular function (GO): G protein-coupled receptor kinase activity; ATP binding
Source: RefSeq, a predicted model, not a curated record
UGAGAGCGGUUGGGUGGGAAGAGGUGACAGCGGCGGCGGCGGCGCCUCGGGCUGGACCCAAUGGAGCUGGAGAAUAUCGUGGCCAACACGGUGCUGCUCAAGGCGCGCGAGGGUGGAGGUGGGAAUCGGAAGGGCAAGAGUAAGAAAUGGCGUCAAAUGCUACAGUUCCCACAUAUCAGCCAGUGUGAAGAUCUUCGGCAUACAUUGGAGCGGGACUACCACACUUUGUGUGAUAAACUGCCGAUUGGACGACUGCUGUUCCGGCAGUUUUGUGACACACGAGUAGAACUCAUGCGUUGUGUCAAGUUCCUGGAUGCUGUGGUCGAGUAUGAAGUAGCCCCGGAUGAGAAACGGAAAGAAUGUGGGAAACACCUAAUUGAAGUAUAUUUGAAUCCUAAGAGUGUGGACCACGUCCCUGAAGUGCCCUUGGAGCUAGUGAAUCUGUGUUCUGAGCAACUGGAACAGGAACCAAGUGAAGAACUCUUCAAGGAAUCUACCAAGCUCAUCCAUGACUACCUUAGUGUGGCACCUUUCGCAGAUUAUCUUGACAGCAUUUAUUUCAACCGCUUCCUGCAGUGGAAGUAUCUGGAAAGGCGGCAUGUAACCAAGAACACUUUCCGUCAAUACCGUGUGCUGGGGAAGGGAGGCUUUGGAGAGGUUUGUGCUUGCCAGGUGCGGGCCACCGGAAAGAUGUACGCCUGCAAGAAGCUUGAGAAAAAGCGGAUAAAAAAGCGGAAAGGGGAAGCCAUGGCCUUAAAUGAGAAGCAGAUACUGGAGAAAGUGAACAGUAGGUUUGUAGUGAGUUUGGCCUAUGCCUAUGAAACAAAAGAUGCUCUCUGCUUGGUUCUGACUCUCAUGAAUGGUGGAGACUUGAAGUUUCACAUCUACCACAUGGGAGAAGCAGGAUUUGAAGAGCCACGGGCUGUUUUCUACGCAGCUGAAAUCUGCUGUGGCUUGGAAGACCUCCACCGAGAGAGGAUAGUUUACAGGGACUUGAAGCCAGAGAAUAUUCUACUGGAUGACCAUGGUCACAUCCGCAUUUCUGACCUGGGACUAGCUGUUCACGUUCCGGAAGGACAGACAAUAAAAGGCCGGGUUGGAACUGUUGGCUAUAUGGCUCCUGAAGUUGUGAAGAAUGAACGGUACACAUUCAGCCCAGAUUGGUGGGCUUUCGGAUGCCUGCUCUAUGAGAUGAUUGAGGGCCAGUCUCCAUUCCAACAGCGCAGGAAAAAGAUCAAGCGUGAAGAAGUGGAACGUCUGGUGAAGGAAGUCCAGGAAGAGUAUUCUGAGAAGUUCUCACCUGCCUCCCGCUCCCUGUGUUCCAUGCUCUUGUGCAAAGACCCCUUGGAACGGCUGGGAUGUGGAGGGUCUGGUGCUCAAGAGGUGAAAGACCACCCUCUGUUUAAACAUCUGAAUUUCAAGCGAUUGGAAGCUGGGAUGCUGGACCCACCUUUUAAACCUGAUCCCCAAGCUAUUUAUUGCAAAGAUGUCCUGGAUAUUGAGCAGUUUUCCACAGUCAAAGGGGUAGAGCUAGAACCCACGGACCACGAUUUCUAUCAUAAAUUUGCAACAGGAAGUAUCCCUAUUCCCUGGCAAAAUGAGAUGAUAGAUACAGAAUGUUUCAAGGAGCUGAAUGUUUUUGGCCCAGAUGGCAUCAUACCUCCUGAUCUGGACUGGAAAGGGCAGCAGCCUCCACUUCCCAAAAAGGGUCUGCUCCAGCGUCUCUUCAGCCGACAGGACUGUUGCGGGAACUGCAGUGAAAGUGAAGAGGAACCAACUCGCUUAUGAGCUGACUCAGAAAAGAAGGCCCUCGCUUUCAGUCGAACACAUACCACCAACCAGCAUGUGUGGAGUUCGUUGUUUCAGGGUGGCAGCAGAUUCCCACCCCAGAAGGGAAGUGUUCGAAGACCGGGCAGAAGAGGAACCUCUGCAGAAACCUUCAGCGUACCGCUAGGGAGCUGUCUGUCUUGCUACCACUCUUCCAUGAUGAGAGAGUGAUGAUGGCAGGAGUGAAUAUGGAAUAUCCCAGGGCUGGCCCUGACCCCAGUUUUUGACCUGCUCAUCUGCUGGUGUUUGUUUGUUUUUUUAAAAAUAUUUAUAUUACUAUAAAUGUGAAUGUAUGUAUAAAACAUAUGUACAUUCUUAAUGGUUGGAAAAAGGGUCCUUCUGUAUUUCUCUCUGCGCUUCCCUCUCUAGCCCAUCAUCACUGCUUCAUCUUACUGAUGAUCAGCCUACACCAGCCUUCCGCUGGACAUGAUGAUUUGAAGAUGCUAAGGUGUGGCAGGUGAAAUGAGAGAGCUGCCAUGGCUGGUACAUGUGAUCUGCAAGGACAACUGUCUCUGCACAUGUCUUCUUCUCUCUUAGCCAAACCCUCUCCCCCCCAUUACUAUUGUAAGCUGUUGACUUGGUGUGUUAUCCCAAGGCACUGUAGAAAUGAUGGCAAGUUUUAAGUUUCCCUUUGAAUGUCUCUCGUUUAGGCAGCAAUCAUUGAUUUUUCUUGGAUGACAAUCUCUGAAUUUUAUCUUGGGAAUUUGGCUUCAUGAGAAUGACAAAUUUUAGAAUUUCAAGAAUAGUCUCAUUCGCUAGUGGCAUUACACUGAUUUCUAGCUUUAUUUCUGCUGUGGAACUCCAGUAGGGAUUGAUAUAACCAAACAGAGGGCGAAAAGUGUUUAUAUCUCCUCUUCCCAGCCUUCAUGGGAAACUAAGCCCACCCUUUUUCUUCUUCUUUCUCCUUCCCAUUCUUGUAGCACAUUGUUCUCUUUCCCCUCCAGAAACCCCCCCCCCGAUCCCAUUAACUUUAGCCCUGGUCAAUUUGCAAAUUGCCCACUGUACUCAUGAUGGCAAAUACAUAUCCCUUAGCCUAGAAGCUCUCGAGCAGAGAGCCAAGCUAUAUUGAAGUGGGAGGCUUGUGAUCAGAUCUUUUGACAUCUUCAUCUGCCUUGGAAAGCAAUUAAAAGUCUUUAAUUUUUGGAGCAAGAUUUGCUGAGACGGAAGUUAAUCAUGUUCGCUUGCGUAACUUCCUCAUUCAAACUUGCAAUUCCCAAACUGCUGUUAGGCUUGAGAUUGAUUAAAUGUACAAGCCCUUCCCUUGUCACACAGAGGGGCAAAUGCAGCUUUGGAGGACCAAUUAAUUUGCCCCUUGGCCAAGAGCACAGUAAAAACGAGUUCCAAAAACAGACGCCCUGGAGCUCCUGCGACUUAACCCAAAGUCCUGAUCCACUUUCCAUAUGGACUCUCUCGUAGGUGGUCUUCCAUGACUUGGAGCCCUGGGCCCACCCAGUACUGUACUUGUGCCUUCAUGAUGCUCUCCUUAGCAGGCCUUUUUCAGUCCUGCUUAAUGCUGGGAUCAAGAAGUUUCUAGUCUUAUCUGUCAAGAGUGCAAAUCUUCCAUCUCUUCCCCACAGUUAUUUCCAGCCCCGUGCUGUACUUUCGGAACAGGUGGCUCCAUUUUAUUGUUCACUUGUGGUACCUCAUGCUGGUAUGGCAUUGUACUGGCAAUACCGAAACUACUCUUACUGCGUUAAUUGUUAAGUACUGACUCAUCAUUGCUGUGGUACAGAAGGAGAUGGCGUGAAUCCAUCCAUGGUUCCACCACAAAUGCGCGAACGACAAAAGCGCGCCUGACUAAACUGUGGCGCUAAAACCACGCCAA